This is a messenger RNA of Opisthorchis viverrini, 738 nucleotides long. RefSeq lists its product as hypothetical. The coding region runs from base 1 to 738 and encodes 245 amino acids. The record is from RefSeq and is a predicted model, not a curated record. The transcript is spliced from 6 exons. Gene Ontology annotation, cellular component: mitochondrial large ribosomal subunit. Gene Ontology annotation, biological process: mitochondrial translation. Lineage: Eukaryota; Metazoa; Platyhelminthes; Trematoda; Opisthorchiida; Opisthorchiidae. Gene Ontology annotation, molecular function: structural constituent of ribosome.
AUGCCGCACAUUACUUCGUUGAAUCUAGCUUUGGCUCGUUCUUUCCACUGUAGUCGUAUACUACCUUCCGGAGGAAUGUUUCGAGCUAGACGCCGUCUCCCGCCGAGUAACAAUGAGUGGGGUCCUUUGACCGAUCGACCGGACUUUUCUGUGAUAGGCAAACCCGAUCCGCGAUUUACUAGUGAAGGACAGCGCAGGCGCGCCAUAAAGAACUAUCAGUUCGCGAACGAUGCUAUCCGCCUUGUGUCUGAGAUUUACGAAACCAAAGCAAAGUCGGAGGCGAUGAAACGGGAUAGGGAUUCGUUCAUCCAGCAGGCAGAGAAGUUGGAAGCGGAGAUUGUCGACCCAACCCAGCUUACCUCUGCAUCUCGACUUUCCCUGUCAAGGCUUGGGCAACCUGGCAGUAUCCCGACCCUCGUACUUUCUUUGGGUGACAUGGCAGUUAAGCACCGAAAGCGUUCUACAGCUGAACGAUUGUUUUCGUUUCCAUUCAGCACAUGGCAGGUCGGAGAUAGCUCUCUGAGGCGCACAGCCCUCUGGCGUGUGGAGGGCUUCGGCGUAACCUAUAGAUUGGGAGUGAUUUAUCUAUUGCGGGAAAGAUCUGAACCAAGGAUAGCAAUAUUGUCUGCAUACCCUGUCUGUGAGCGAACGUCCCGGGAGCAUUUCGCCCCCCGAAGCUUCAUAGGCAGCCAGAGAAAUUUCCGGCAGCAAGUCAAUAACGAAGUUGAAGCUGAAUAG